AGAGAGGGGUUGUCCGCCCAAUAUGUCAUUGUUGUGCACGACGAAAAUUUGAGUGGCUUUCUGGCACUCGUUGUGCAGAAAGAUUUUGGGUGCGAUGACCAGAUAUGGUUUAAGUCUCUAUGCAUUGGCAUUUACCCGUGAUACUUAUCCGGCAGCGUUUUUUUUAGGACAUUACAAGGCAUAUCUGGCGAGUUACAUGAGCUUCGCUUGGCGAAUUGACACUCGAAGUCGUUAUUAGCAUGCACCGAGAAGCAGUUUUGGGAGUGCGUGUAAUUGUGAAUUGUCCGUCGCGUCUUUUGUGGACACGAUGGAGGCGGGAGUGCCCCUAGGGGGCCCCCUUCUUGUCGGGUACGCGGUGUCCUCGCGCCCGGGUGGGAGGGGUUGGAGUUCGGUUGCGAGCAGAGAGACGCGGACCGGUUCACUGCUCGCUGUUCCCAGUCUCGCUGCUCCAACAGGAGCCACCGAGCCGGCAUUUGACGCCGCGUGCUGAGACCGCGCGCCGCUACCAACCCAACAGCGGAGUCCUCGUCACCCCCCCACCCCCCGAGCCGGCGACGUCACGGUUGGACACCGGGUUCCGCGGCGCCGGGGUGACGGAGACCCCCACCCCCCGUGUCUGCUUGCUCCCACGCUCGCUCAUUUCCUUGAGUGCGUCAAACCGGAGGAGGGGAGGAAGAGGGGGCCGAUGCGGCGAGCGCCCCCCCGGAGUGACGGUGGUGGUGAUGGCGCGUGGCCCGCCGUGCAGGGCCCCAGCAGGUGAGGCCCCAACAGGCCUCGCCCGGACCGUGGCCCCGCUGGACACCUCGGCCUCUACAGCGUGAGCCCCCCCUCCUCGCCGGCGCUUCAGUCAUGAGGUUCAACAUUUCGGAGCUGCCCCCCACGAGCCGGGAUCGCGAGGAGGGGGCGCGCCACCCGGACCGUCCCGCGGGGGGCGUGACGGCGGCACCGGAGGCGCCACCGCCGCCGCGGCCGUCCUCGUCGCCAUGCGACGAGGAUCUCCGGCCGCCGGCGCUCUACGGCGCGCCGCUCCCUCCGCGCUCCGAGCGUACCCCCCCGCAGGGCAAGGCCAUCGUGGGCAAGCUGCUGCUCACUUACGUGUGCUCCGGCGCCGCUGCCGCCCGCGAGGGCCCGCGCGGCGCGGAGGGCCAACUGGGCCGGUGCCGGACCGACCCGGGGCCCCGCUCGCCGCCGGCGCCGAGCGCCCACGGGGGCGACGACGGGGGCCCGACUGACGGCAUGGCGGGGCCCGCGCCGGGCCGGCGGGCGCCGCUGGGCCACGGGGCGUGCGAAAACGGCGCCGCGUUGGGCCCGUCCGUCCACCGGAGACAGAUCGUCGCCAACAUCACGGAGCAUCUUGCCCUGUGCGGCCCGGACCCUCCCGCCGGCGCGAACCGCGUGCGCGGGACGCAGAGGCCCGACGACGUGCCGAUGGCCACCCCCGCUCCGGCGCCACCUGCCGACGUGGCGCGGGGGCCCAGGAGGACGCUGGAGCCGGCGCCGCGGUUCCCCAAGCGCCUCCGUUCCGCGUCGCCGAGUGGCGCUGGCGCCGAAGGUGAUGGGACGCCCGAGAGCUGGGCCCGGCGAGGGGGGGCAACCCCCGAGGGGGUCCCGGCCCGAACAAACCCCCAGCAGGCGCUCGCCAAAGCGGCGGCGGUGAAGCGCAAGCUGCUCAUGGCGCCGGGGGACGAGGAGCCGGCAGGGGAGGGCGGCCCGGGCUGCCGGUCGCCCCCGACCAAGCGGAGCGUUCCGCCCUGGCUGCCGGGCCUAGCCUCGUGGCACCACCGGUUGCCAACGCCGCCACCGCCCAGCGCCAACGCCCCGGCACAGCACAGCGACGUACAGGUUCCUGCGCGAAGGUGUUUUCCCGAAUGCCCCGAUCGCCCAUCUGCGGUGCUCCGAACCAUGGGGCUGUUUGGCACGUGGCGAGGAGUGGCCCGUGUCGACGGCGGCAGGGAGUCGCCCACACCACUGCCCCUGCCUAAACCCCGUGCCCCCCACCACCUCGGCCUUCUAGGCAGCUUCGAGGAGUCGGCGCUGCAGGGCCGUCUGCCCCCGGCAGGCUACGUGGACGGCUUCACGGUGGAGCUGGGCGCCAGCGGCUCGUUCUGCCCGAGGCACGCGUCGCUGCCUGUGCUCGCCUCCUUCUUCUCCGUGGCGGAGGAUGCGGCGCCCUCGCCGUACCUGGGCGUCGUCGACCUGCGCCCGCUGGGCGUGCGUGGGUACCAGGUGCCGCGCGCCGGCACCAUCCAGAUGACCCUGUUUAACCCAAGCGGCUCGGUGGUGAAGAUGUUUGUGGUGAUCUACGACCUGCGCGACAUGCCACCCGAGCACCACACCUUCCUGCGUCAGCGCACCUUCUCUGUGCCCGUGGGCCGGCGCCCGCCGGGGGGGGCGGCCGCCACCGCCUCGGCCCCCGCGGCGCACGACCCCCUCCCCACCACCACCACAACCAGCAGCAGCAGCAGUAGCACCGCGCACAGAGCCCUGCAUUACCUUAUACACCUCAGGUUCCUGAGCUCGCGCUCGGGGAAGCUGUUCCUGCACUCGGACGUGCGCCUGCUGUUCUCACGCAAGUCGCUGGACGCCGACUCGGGCUCCGUGGAGCUCAAGUCGUUCACCGAGGCCCCCCACGCCCCACGAUUUUCUCCACGGCACUGACGGCAGCACCCCCCCCCCCCUCCCCAACCCGUGGAGCUCGAGAUCGUUGGUAGAAUUCCCGGGGGUCGAUGAUGGUACACGACUAACGGGCCAACUCGGAGCGGCAUUGCAGCCCACCAAGAGAAGAAUGACCCGACCUGGCGUGGAGGGAGGGAGGGAGGGGCGGCUUGAACUAGCUCAAGGGGGCACGGGGUGGGGGGGGGGGUCUCGUAUGCUCCAUGCGCCGGCGCAAGGGGGUGGUUUGACCCCCCCCCCCAUAGAAUUUUGACCCCAGCGUCAGAAUUGUACAAAUACUGUUGAAGCAAUAGGACUUCCCCAUGGAAUAAUUACCUCCCACCCAACCUCCGGGGUUAGAAUACUAUAUAGGGUUCGUUUAGGGUGUUUGUGCAAGGGUUCUUAGAACCCUACUCGAUGUUACGUGCCGAUAUUAAUGCACAAGACUGGGGGAGGUCGUCAUCCAGCAGUGGAUUGAUCGUGGUUGACUAAUGAGGUCACUCGAGACUCGAGGGCAACCUCUCGGGAUGAUUGCAGGCAUGGGAACAGAACAAUGACCCGAGCUGGCUGUGGGGUCGAGGGGUCAGUUACCCACAGCGAAGGGGGGGGAGGGGGUCAACAGAUAGACGGGGGUCACAAUCGAACCCCACUGCGGCACGCGUCGAGCCACGAGAUCGUCCGGAUCGGAGCGCCCAACGCGGACCGUUCGGAACACCCGGCACGGAGCACUCGCACGUGGAGCUUGGAACAUUGGCACAUGGAGCACUGGCACAUGGAGCUUCGGAGUAUGGCACAAGGAGCACUGGCACAUGGAGUUUGGAGCAUAGCACAAGGAGUUUGGAGCGUGACACGCAGAGCACUGGCACACAGAGAGUAGCACGUGGUUGCCUGGUGCUCGGCAGGCAGCGGCCAGCACGUGGAUUGCAACACAACCACCUGGGAACCCGGGCAAAGAUCAGACGCUGUGGGACAUGUGGCACGGAGUGCCUGGUACAGCCCAUUCGGCACUUAGCACAGAUCACCUGGAGUCCAAGAGAGACCGCGUGGAACUGCAUCUCACAAACUCGGAAGUUUUUCCACGAGUGACAAUUCCAUACAGAAGAGGAUGACGGCCGCUUCCGUUUGUAUGGGACCGGCGUGGAUACUUGCGUGCAUGCACAUACGUAUAUGCAUGCACAUACGUAUGUGCAUGUACACGUAUGUGCAUGUACACGUAUGUGCGCACGCACACACGCCGCACGCCCGGCCGGUGGUGUGCCGGUCGUGCGUGCUUUUAAAAAAAUGGGUCGGGUUUCGACUUGAGCACUUAAUCAGCCCUGGGGCUGUUCAAAUGAGUACCAUUAUGUGGUACGUUAACAGCGGUCAACUGUGGAAGGGACAAAUGAGCCCUUGCCAUGAUAAUGUGGAAUUUACAACACUGGCUCAUAGAUGUGGGGAAGGGAGGCGGUGAGCGUCGUGCAGGGUGCGUUGGCACCGGGGGCACAGUGGCACCGGGGGCAGAGUGGCAACGGGGGCAGAGUGGCACUUUUGCAGGGUUUGCCAUCUGCGGCGGAUUGCAUCCACCCGUCAUCCGGGCUGAGCGUGGCUUCGAGCCGAGCCUCUCAACACUUUAUUAUUGGUUCGGGAUGUCGCGCAAAAUGUCUCGCGUCCGGUUUCUUCCAAUAUACUCCGCAACGACGCGAAUCUCUUGUGAUGCCUUCCCCACUUGUGACUCCCGACAGUGGUGGCACAUCUCCCUGUGAACUCGACAAAUUGGUGUUCUAUUCAUGUCUACCAGAGAAAAAUAUAUAAAUACAUUGAAUGUGUUUACGGUUUUUGUUGAUGUUAAUGUAGGGGGGCACUGAUUAAAAAAGCUUGACAUUUCA
Messenger RNA from Petromyzon marinus (sea lamprey), 4517 nucleotides. It is a transcript of the gene ATOSB, whose product is annotated as atos homolog B. The record is from RefSeq and is a predicted model, not a curated record. NCBI's taxonomy places the organism in Eukaryota, Metazoa, Chordata, Hyperoartia, Petromyzontiformes, Petromyzontidae.